AUGGGCGGCAAAGUAGAUAUGUACAUUGAUAUCGCAUCGCUGUACAGCUACAUCGCGUUCUACUACAUCAUCAAGAACCAGGGUGCUCUCGCCGCACAUGGUGUCAAGCUAGACCUCCAUCCCGUGCUUCUCGGCGGCAUCAACGCGGCAUCCGGAAACAAGCCGCCAUGGACACUCCCCGCAAAGGCCAAGUAUGGCACUCAUGACGCCCGGCGCUCCUCCAUCCGCGUCGGCAAACCCGACAUCACCACGCCCCCAGACUUCAUGGACCGCAGCAUGACGAUCCUGCCCCUGCGCGCCCUGCACUUCAUCAAAAAGACCUACCCAGACUCGACCUACCAGACAGCCUGGCACUGGCUCCUGCACUGCUUCUGGGAGCCGCCUAACUUGAACCUCACCAAGCCCGACGUCCUGGUCAAAGCGCUGGCCGACGCGCCGCAGGAGUACCCGCCACCUGCGGGAGCCCAGGCCAAGCUGUUCAGCGAGGCCGAUGUGAAGAAGAUCAUGGAGGGCACCGCGACGCAGGAGAUCAAGGACGCGGUGAAGGCCAAGACGCAGGAGGCGGUUGAAAGGGGCGCGUUCGGCGCGCCGUGGUUCUGGGCCGUUAACGACGAGGGCAAGGAGGAGCCUUUCUUCGGCAGCGACAGGUUCCAUUUCUUGUACGAGUUCUUGGGCGUCCCGUUUCAGGACAUUGCGAUUCUGCCGCCCGGGUCACAGAGGAAGGACACGAAGCUGUAG
Colletotrichum siamense is the source of this 738-nucleotide messenger RNA. It is a transcript of the gene GSTK1, whose product is annotated as Glutathione S-transferase kappa 1. Gene Ontology annotation, molecular function: glutathione peroxidase activity; glutathione transferase activity. Bases 1 to 738 code for a protein of 245 amino acids. NCBI's taxonomy places the organism in Eukaryota, Fungi, Ascomycota, Sordariomycetes, Glomerellales, Glomerellaceae. The record is from RefSeq and is a predicted model, not a curated record. Gene Ontology annotation, biological process: glutathione metabolic process. Gene Ontology annotation, cellular component: mitochondrion; peroxisome. The transcript is spliced from 4 exons.